Molecule: messenger RNA, 2127 nt
Organism: Lachancea mirantina
Lineage: Eukaryota; Fungi; Ascomycota; Saccharomycetes; Saccharomycetales; Saccharomycetaceae
Source: the annotation of a GenBank genome assembly
AUGGAACGAGAAGGAAGUCCACAGGGAAAAGGGUUAUCUCCGCCGGCCAUUCAUAAGGGAAAUCAGCAAGCACAGGACUUUAAUGAUCAGAACCGGGACCCCAAUUUGACGUCUUUACCGCGUAGAAAGCCCGAUAUCUAUCAGUACGACAUCGGAAACAUGCGUCAGGGACCCGGGGUGGGUAAUGCUGGUAUGUUAUACAAAGAUAGCAAUGUGUCAGUGCCGUUUCAAAGCGCCGACGGAGCGAGCGAUGCCGCUCAGAUCGUGCCUCCAGGCUACAAUGCGCAUUUGCAGGUCAAAGAGACGUACCUUACGGGCCGUCCUUUGCUCUAUUUCACCUCGGUGUUUGUGUCUUUGGGUGUUUUUCUGUUCGGUUACGAUCAAGGCGUUAUGUCGGGCGUAAUUACGGGCAAAGACUUCAAGGACACGUUUAACGACCCUUCACGUGCGGCAAUUGGUAACAUGGUGUCCAUCCUUGAGAUUGGAGCGCUUGUAAGCUCGUUGAUGGUCGGGAAAUUGGGUGAAAAAUGGGGUCGCAGGCGGACUAUCAGGUACGGAUCUUUCGUGUUCAUUUUAGGCGGCCUUUUCCAGACUUUUGCGCUCAAAAUGCGGGAUUUGGUUAUCGGCAGAGUUAUAAGUGGUCUGGGUGUCGGAUUGCUAAGUACCAUUGUACCUAUUUAUCAAUCCGAAAUCUCUCCACCUCAUAAUCGUGGGAAACUUGCUUGUAUCGAAUUCACUGGGAACAUUAUUGGGUAUUGCUCGAGCGUUUGGGUCGACUACGGUUGCUCAUUUUUGGAGGGAAAUGCGUCCUGGAGACUCCCGCUCUUCAUUCAAUGCGUUAUGGGAUCUGGUCUUUUACUCGGAUCGUUUGUCAUUGUUGAAACUCCCAGGUGGCUUUUGAACCACGAUCACGAUGUUGAGGGACUCAUUGUAAUUGCAGAUUUGCAUAGUGACGGUGAUGUCCAAGAUCGCAGAGCUCACGAGGAGUUUCAAGCUAUCAAAGAAACGGUUAUAAUCUCUCGCUUGGAAGGCGAAAAGAAGAGUUACAGCUAUGCGUUCAAGCGUUAUAGAACUCGAAUGCUCAUUGCAAUGAGUUCUCAAAUGUUUGCGCAACUUAAUGGUAUCAACGUUAUUUCCUAUUACGCACCCAUGGUGUUCGAACAAGCUGGGUGGGUGGGACGUGAAGCCAUUUUAAUGACAGGUAUUAAUGGUAUCAUUUACGUUCUUUCGACAGUCCCACCUUGGCAUCUAGUGGAUAAAUGGGGUAGGAGACCCAUCUUACUACUUGGAGGCAUCGUGAUGGGUCUUUCCCUUGUGGCUAUAUCUGUGUCGUUGUUCGUCAACGUCAGCAUAACACCUCGCCUGGUUGUCAUUUUCGUGAUCAUCUUCAAUGCAUUUUUCGGCUUCAGUUGGGGUCCCAUACCUUGGCUUUUCCCCGUUGAGAUCGCACCCAUGGCAGUACGGUCGGCUAUGGCUUCAUGCUCAACAGCUACCAACUGGCUUUUCAACUGGCUGGUCGGAAUCAUGACGCCGAUUUUGCAAGAAAAGAUCAAAUGGCGUCUAUAUUUAAUUCACGCGGCCUCGUGUUUCAUUUCAUUUUGGGUCGUUUUCCGCGUUUAUCCAGAGACGGCGGGUCUCCGGCUGGAGGAAAUGGACUCUGUUUUUGAUGAUAAGUCGUCGACUUUCAGUUUUCACGGGUCUUUAACGGGCGUGGACGUCGAUGCAGCAUCUCUCAGUGCGGGAAAUCCUACCCCUACUGCUGCCAGGGUACCAACCAACCAGCAUGCUCCCGCAAUGGAGCCGGCGAAUCCGAUGCUUGCUCAACAGAAUGUGUUACUCAACCCCUCUUUGCCAAGUGGAAGUAAUCAAAGUGUUAAAUCUAAGCGCACGCUCGCUAGCGCUAACAUGUUUACGGCAGAUUCGAUCGAACCGCCAACUUUGGAAGAGGUUUUGGAGUUCAAAAGACAGCAGCAAGGUGCAAAGCCCUUCCGUAAACUGGUAAGGAGAGGCUCUGAAACUGUUAAUUUGAUAUACGGAAAGGUCAAGGGAUUAGGGAGACAUCAAAAAGACGACGGUGAAUACGGAACAAUACCAAAUGCUGACCUCGAAGCAUCGCAGGAAAACUGA